AGUUCAAGCUUAAUCUGUAAUUGAUUUCCAUUUAAUGACAUAAAGAAAAUUAGUUUACACCAAUUUCCAUUAGGCUUUGAAUAUUGGCAGUUGUUCGUUUUGAGAAGGCAAUCUGACCCCAACAUUCUUUUUGUCUGCAGUCUUAGUGCAGUAAUGUGCAUGGGAGUAGCUGCCGGGGCUUACAUUCUUACCUUAUUUGCUAUGAAGUAUAGACAACGUGUAUUUGGUUUGAUACUUGUUUCACCUCUAUGCAAAGAACCAUCUUGGACUGAGUGGUUGUGCAACAAGGUCAUGACAAAUUUACUCUAUUUUUGUGGCAUGUGCGGGGUGGCAAAGGAAAUGUUCCUGAAGCGGUACUAUAGCAAGGACAUUCGAGGUGGUGCUCAAUUCCCAGAGUCAGAUAUAGUUAAAGCUUGCCGAAGGAGGAAGCUGCACAAAUUCCUAGAAGAACUAGUAGGCUUCAUCUUCUACACAAAAUUCUGCUUCAUCUUUAAGCAUGUUAGCUGGUUUUGAAUCACUUCUAGAAGCUGAUCAGCAAAGAAUGGCAUCCAUGAUGGAAUAGGUUCAAAUUUGUGACAGUGCUAAAAAAUGUGAUCACUAUUACUCACUUGCGGAAGAUUUUCUCGAGAUUACACCUCGGAAGACAAUUGGAGAAUUGAAAGAAUGUAAAGAGGAUGGUGAUUAUGCUGUGUAUGGUACAAUUAUGGGAGUGAUUGGUGGACCUGAUUGGUUUGUUGCUCAAUGUAGAUGUGGCACUGAAGUUGUUCUGAAG
Messenger RNA from Arachis ipaensis, 772 nucleotides. The record is from RefSeq and is a predicted model, not a curated record. Lineage: Eukaryota; Viridiplantae; Streptophyta; Magnoliopsida; Fabales; Fabaceae.